Messenger RNA from Aedes albopictus (Asian tiger mosquito), 8912 nucleotides. It is a transcript of the gene RhoGAPp190, whose product is annotated as rho GTPase-activating protein 190. Gene Ontology annotation, cellular component: cytosol. Gene Ontology annotation, molecular function: GTP binding; GTPase activity; GTPase activator activity. Lineage: Eukaryota; Metazoa; Arthropoda; Insecta; Diptera; Culicidae. Gene Ontology annotation, biological process: regulation of cell size; regulation of axonogenesis; Rho protein signal transduction. The record is from RefSeq and is a predicted model, not a curated record. The coding region runs from base 1374 to 6449 and encodes 1691 amino acids. The transcript has 12 exons.
GUGGUUCCAUUUUCUUAUAAGAGUUCUGGGAAUUGAGUGAAGAAUAGUUCCCGAAGGAAAUUGUGCAGUUCAAAUUGGCUCAAAUAGCAUGAUUGAUGAAGUGAAUGCCAAGUGCGAUUGAUUCCCGUGAAGAAGAAAAGGCAACACCUUCCCCCCCUUCUCCAUCAUACGUUGUCAUCGUCGCGUCGUCGUCGUAGUUGGGCCUCGGCCUGCGCCCUAGAGCCAACGAAAUCAAUUGCAAGGCGCCCCAUCGUUCGGCAUAUUUCCCGAUACAAAAGUGCAAGCUUGCUGGAAGACCUUUGGGAAAAUCAUUUUUUCUGGCAAUAUUUUCCAGCUUUUCCAACUGCUAUCCUGUGAGUUUGGGAAAUCCCCAUUCGUCUACGUCUACAAUGUGAAGCGCUGUGAAUGCUGUGAGAGAGAAGAAAUCAGCGUAAAAUAGUGAGAAGAGCAAGAGAAAAAAAAAGUAUCGAAACAACAAUCUAACAAGUUAAGUUCAGCCAAGUGUAAGCAAAGCGGAAAGCUUGUGCAGUGAUUGAAAGUUUUCCCGCUGUGCCAGCGAAAAGUGUUUGCCAAAUUCUGUGUAUGUGUGGUGGGAUUGCAUCAGUGGAAAACCCGAAUCAGUGCCAUCCGCUGUCCCUGGCAGCCCCUCCUAGGAGCGGGGGACACUUUCUUCAUCCCUAACUUUCCCUAACUCGUGGUGCUGGUCGGGAGAAAGACCACUAGAAAAGCGAGAGGAGGGAACGGAGCCAAAAAACGUGACAAAGGAACACAACGGGCAUAGUGAGUGAGAAUAUAAUAACAACAACAGCACAGCAACAGGGAAAGCCGAUCGGAAAGCAACAGGAAGGUGGUAGGAGGGUGAGCAGGAAAAACACUCCGACAGUCAGCCAGUCAACCACCGUACUUUUGCGUUCCUCUGUGCUGAUAAACCAACAACAACAACAAUAGUAACAGCAGGAACGGACGAACGAGGAGAGCAAUCGUACCGCACCGUACCAUAUGACAUAGAACGUUAGUCGUAGCCGUUGUCAUCCUGGUUGCUACACACCACAACGGAGGGCAACAUUCUCGAAAAGGGAUUAUCUCAUCAGAGCCAGCUAGACGGAAAAUUCGUAGGAAAAUCGCACCACCGCCGCCGUCGGUCGGGUGGAAAAAUCUGCCCCGAGUCGAGCAUCGUUUGCAUUAAUUGGGGUUGCCUCUUGUCUACGGAGGCGUCGCGGGCGCAGCUCUACACCCAGCCACCACCAUACGCCCCCACCCGGUAUCUAGGCAUCUGUUGAGCUGCCUGUGCGCCCCCGGUCAACAAGGAGUGCCGGCGAACAGAGCACAGGCUGCUAGCAGCAAACUUUUCCUCCGAAUUAGUAACGUAGAUAAUGAAACAGAUCAAUGUCGCCGUCGUUGGGCUUUCCGGUGUUGAGAAGGACAAAGGCCAGCUGGGGGCGGGCAAGUCCUGCCUGUGCAACCGAUUCGUGCGGCCAAAAACCGAUGACUACGCGAUCGAUCACAUUUCGGUGCUGAGUCAGUCCGACUUCAGCGGCCGAGUUGUCAACAAUGACCACUUCCUGUACUGGGGAGAGGCGCGCAAAACGUCCGAGGAGGGCGUCGAGUAUAACUUUAGCGUAGUGGAACAAACCGAGUUCGUAGAUGAUGCCACAUUCCAACCAUUUAAGGUGGGCAAAAUGGAGCCCUACACAAAGCGAUGUUCGGCUAUUCGGUUAAGUUCGCAGGAGAAGCUCAAAUACAUUUGCAAAAAUCAGCUGGGCAUCGAGCACGAGUACGAGGAAAUUGUGCUACCGGAAGGCCGAUUUCUGGUCGAUGGGUUCGUGUGCGUGUUCGAUGUCAGUGUGGUUCCGAACAGGACGGUUGAAAAGCAGGUCGAAUUUAUUACGCAGAUCAUCAACAACGUCCUGAAAAACAAGAAACCCGUCGUGCUGGUAACGACCAAGAACGAUGACUCGAACGAACUGUACAUCCGGGAAGCGGAGAAGAUCUGCGCCCGAAAGGAAUACAAAGGUCAAAUUGUGAUGGUUGAGACGUCCGCACACGAAAGCAUAAACGUCGAUCUGGCAUUCAUAGUGCUCGCACAAAUGAUCGACAAAGCGAAGCAACGAUCGAAGAUCAUGUCCUAUGCGGAGGCGGCCAAACAACGAACUGAUCUGCUUAAUGCCAGCUCCGAGUACGUCACACGGCUUAUCCGGACGCAAAUUACGGAUCACCGUUCCAUAUGGACGAGUUCUUCCAAGAAGUUGGCCAACCAUAGGGAAUGGAUUGACUUUUUAGAACUAUUUGGCCAGGAAGCCGGUCAGAGGAUAUUCCGACGACACAUCAAGAAGCUACGGGACGAUUACCAAGGGAAAAAGCUGCAGAGUUACAUGGAUUCGUUUGCAUGCGUGCUGCAGGAAAUUUUGCCGGACAUGAACAGCAUCAACCUGGAGCUGGACACGUUCAACGAUUGGCAGUCGAUACGAAACUAUUUCCGAAAUCAUGUGGAAUUUGAUCAGUACUUCUUCGAUGCCAUAGAGAGGGGCGGCAGUUGGGCCGAACUGAGCGAUAUGAGUGAUAUGGAAGACGAGAACCGGAUACCGUUUGAUAUUUUGGAAACACCCGAAGCGGAGACGGUGUUCAAGAAUCACAUGAAUGCCCUGCAGCAGGAGCAGAAGCGAUUAGAAUGGAAGAAGCAGUUCAAGAAAUUACUGGAGGAAACCGGAUAUGUGACACCGGGCAAACAACUGUCGGAAGUUCGAGUCCUGUUCAUGGGUCGCGAAUGCUUCGAAGCCUUGUCCGAGCAUGAUUGUCAGCAAAUCUACGACAACCACCAGCGAGAACUGAUCGAGACGGCCAAGCGAAAUUUUCAGGAGUUACUGAUGGAGCACGCGGAUCUGUUCUAUCACUUCAAGAACAUUGAACCUUCGGGAACGAUCACACAGAAUGACGUAAAAGAAAUAACCGAUGUUCUCCAGGAAGAUUUGCGAUAUAAACUGCUGGAUCGAUUGGAUCAAGAUAGGAAGCUAAUGCUGUUCCAACACCUUGGGUUUGUGCAUUGUCCCAUCCGGGAGCACUGUCCAGCCUUCCCGAACUGUAUGGAUGCUCUUAUCGAGAGGAUAUUAAUUGCCAAUCAGAACCUACCGAACCCCAGGUUUGCCCAGAAAGACGGCCAACUGCAGCUGAAUCUCAUAGUCAUCGGGUUGGAUUAUAUUGCCAACGAUUUUAUCGAUAAGGUACACCAGCAGUGCAACGACAACGGCGAGUACAUAGUGGACGGCCAAGUGUACGGUCUGAGUAUCGAAACGAUCAAUCGGGAAAAUGAUUCCUUCUCGUUCGAGCUGGCCAACAAGGGACUGAUAUGUUGCUACUCGAACAGGCAAACGUUUACUUACAUUUAUGAGGUGCUUGAUCGUCUGCUGGUGGACAAUAUCGAUUUUAAGGAUAGCGUAAACAAUUUGCACAUAGUUUUUAUGAGCGACGAGAAAAAUAGUGAAAGUACUCUUCAACAACUGCAAAGCGAUGGUCAAUCGCUAGCGGAACGACUCCAUUGUGUGUUUAUCGAUGAGAAUGAGUUUUAUGCUUCUGGUCAGGAGGCGCGGUUCGUAGAGACAACAUUGAACAGCGUUAUAGAUUCAAUUCCCUUCGACGAACUGAAAUACGGCAUGAAUCUAGCGGAUAUUCCUGAUUUGCGAAUUAUCAUGUGCAUCUUUUGCGGCGAUCCUUUCUCGACUGAAAACCUACUCAGCUCGAUGAUGAUUGAGCAAUCCUGUAUAAACGCUGGAGAAAGGAAUAUCAUUUUCGAAAUGUUCUUGGGAGAUUCUAAGCGACGAGUGGAACUAAUUUUGUCCUCAUACCAUGGGGCUAAUGCUUUCAGAGACGAUCUCAUCCAUGGAUUUAUCUUGUUAUACUCUAGCAAACGAAAGGCUUCUCUGUCCACGCUAAGCGCUUUCUCGCUGAACAUUCCCAACUUACCAAUGCAACUUGUUUCCGUGUCAGAACAGGGAGGAGUCAAUGCAUUUUUCAACAACGAAACAUCACAAAUGCUAAUCACCGAAGGCAAUGCAAUUGCCGACAAGUUGCGGGCACAUUUCGCCACCGCAUCCGACGAAGAUAACCAAUUCAAAUUCGCCUCGUUUGCCCCGUUUCUCAAAGAGGUAUGGGACAAGAAACCCGAAAUUGAACACGCCUUCAACAUGGAAGAACCCCUCACAAUUGAUUCCGGCGAAGGCACAAUGGAACAUUCCAUGCAUCAUCAUCACCAACAGGCGCCCCAGCCUCCACCUCGUUACGAGAGCUAUCUGAUCAAUGGCUCCCAAACGACAUAUCGUGGCCAACAUCAGCACCCUCAUCAGCAACAGAAAAUGCUCUUUGACAACCGAUCCAUCAACUCUCUAGAUGAUCUGGAUAAUCUCAAACAACACCAACAGCAGUAUUCCAAUAUGUACUACUACGAGGAUAGCAGCGAUUUCGAUAAGGGUGGAAGCAAUCAGGGCUUCCAAAUCUAUCCACCGCCUACGACUCCGCCAGAGCCGGCGCCUCCGGAUCACCUGCUAACGCCGUCGUCGAUUUUGCGGCAACUCAAAGCCAACACCGUGUCCCAGUCGCAAAGCAGCCUGGAGGAGAUAAACUCCGACGUCAGUGGAUCCAAGGACUCGAUCAACACAUACGACUCAGGCUGGUUGGACGAUGGAUUUCUCAUCCCCAAGCAGGACAACAAGCAAAACGAAGACAUGUGGAAGAGCAUGAAUCCCCAUCACGCGUUCACAACCGGGCGGAGGCCAAACCAAAGUUCGUUUGCGAAGAAAAUUCGCCCAAAGGGUCCUAGUCAAACGCUCAAACAGCCCGGAAAGCUAAAUCUCAAAAGCUUUGCCAUAGUGAACGAGGCCAUAGCACGCAUGAACCUGGGCGAUGGACAGGGCCCCUUCCAAGGGAGCGGCGGUCAACCCAUGACGGAGAAGGAAAAGAAAAAAGCCAAAAAGUUGCUCCAGCAGCAGUUGGAGAAUGCUCCGCUGGCAGCGCCGGAGGACGACAGCGAGGACUAUGAGGACGAAGCCGGGUACGAGCAGAUCAAUGACGCAUUCAGCGAUGCGGUUAACAAUGUAGCGAGUCAAUUAUUUACUACCUUUUCGGGAGGGCAACGAGGGGAGGGCGGUCAGCAGGGAAUCGAUCUGACCGGUGGAAAGGCCAAACUACGACAACGACGGGAGAAGGAACAAACUGGUUCCACGUUUCCAACAGUAUUCAACAUUCCGGAAUAUUCCGAUUCGGAGAGCGAUUCCAGCUCAUUGGAAAGGAAGCGCUCGACCGAUGGAUAUUCGAAAAUCAACCGUAAACCUCAAGGGCAUAAAAGGCACCGCAAGAAGCGAACCGCCAUUCCAGUUCAGCCACCGAAGAUUCCUCUGGGGCCGUUUGGUGGCGGCGGAGGAGGCCCGGGAGGCGAUGGCGGAGGUCAACCGAUGAUGGUCGGUGUUCCGGGAGGCGGCCAGAUAGGGUCGGCCCUUGGGAUGCCCAUGAUGUACCAGAAGCUGAAGAACGAGAAAAACGUGAGCAUGGACAAGGACAAGCAGGAAGACGAGUCGAGCAUCGAUGUGUCCUCGCCGAGGGAUAAUAAUUCCCCGAUUUUCGGUGUCCUCCCGAAGAUGGGCGAUCGGGAAAAGUUGAUCACCAAGCAGAAAAAUUGGUUCGGCAAGGAGAUCGACAGCAGCAAGAACAGUUCCAAAGAUUCCAAGGAUUCGGACUCCAAUGCGAAGAAGACGGCUGGUCGAUCGAGCAAGGGAACCAGCGGAAAGAAUGCCAAAAACGCGCCUCCGAUUCCGCAACAACCGUCGUUAGCUAGUUUUAAGCAAUCGGAUAAAAAUCUGGUGCCACUGUUUGUGGAGAAAUGUGUCAAAUUUAUCGAACUGGAGGGGCUGGAUUCGGAGGGCAUCUACCGAGUGCCGGGCAACAGGGCUCAUGUCGAUUUGCUGUAUCAGAAGUUUGAUGAAGAAGUCGACGUGGACAUCGAAAAGCUGGAUAUUCCCGUGAACGCAGUGGCCACCGCACUCAAGGACUUUUUCGCCAAACGGUUACCAUCGCUGUUCAGUGCGGAGAUGAUGGCCGAACUGGAGGAGAUUGCCGGUUCUCGGCCACUGCAAGCCAUCAGCAGUCUCAACAUGGAGGUUAAAACGGACCGAAGUUGCAGGUUGAUUGCACUCAGAUCGCUGCUGGGAAAGCUCCCGCCGAGUAAUUUUGCCAUAUUGAGCUUCAUUUUCCAGCACUUUGUGAGAGUGUCCGAGAACUCCAAGCUGAACAGCAUGGACAGCAAAAAUCUGGCGAUCUGCUGGUGGCCCACGCUGCUGCCCAUCGAGUUCACCGACAUGAUGCGGUUCGAAACCAUGCGCCCCUACCUGGAGGACAUCGUCCAGACGAUGAUCGACCAGUUCCCGUUUCUUUUUUGCGGCGAGGAGGCCUUCGUGAUGGUUUGAUGCAGUGAGCAGCAGCAACAGCCUCAUUGACCGGCGGAGCAGGCAGGAGGAGGCUAGUGAGUUUGUUGUUGAUUAAUUUUUAGUUGUGCAGCUUUGGCCCCGGGGAUGAGGUGUUUUCACUGCCUAGGGCUGUGUAGACUUCGGUUUUCACCUUCAAAAUUGCGUCCGGCUUUAAUUAGGCGAAAAGUAUUAUUUUUUAUAUUCUGGCGCGGAUUCCCCCAUUUUAGCUAGGCAUUUAGAAACGUAAAAAAUUGAUGUUGAAAUAUUUUCUACUUCGCUGUUGUCAUUUGUUGGAAUAUUCCGAACAACAGUAAAAAAACAGAGAUACAAGAGUCGUGUGUUUGUAGCACAGCGCUUUGAUUCAAGCAAGGGCAUGAGAUGAGAUCCUUACUUUUGUUGAUGUCCUCCUAGAUGUACUUUGGAAGAAAAGUGAGAAACGCAAACACGUAAAUCGAUCCCAAUUAGGAAACGCAGAAUAGGAAUUUAUACGAAUUUGCGCUGAUAUUAUGCCGCUGUAAAUGUUAAAAUUUAUGGAAAUAAGAGUGCACAACUUCAUAGGCGGAUUGCGCGUAAAACUUUCGAGCCAGGGAGGUUGGCAGCAGGUUCCCAGAAUUCAAUGAAGUUGUCUGUGGAUUUUUUUUUUAACUGUUUCUCGAAUAAUUAGUGCAAAGACGAGAGUAACGAUGAUUGUGAUGUUGACAAGCACAUAUGCUCGAGGCAUGACACGCAAGUUUGCCAUUUUAUUUUAACAAAAAGUGCAUGCGCUGGGUUCACAGGCCUACCUAGAUAGAAAUCCCCGUUACAAGAGUAAGGCUCUUGGAUUAAAACCAUUUGGAACCACUUAGAUUAUUUGCAAUCACAGCCCAAACAGGCAAAAAUCAUCUAGAUUGAAAAGCAUUUCUAUGAUUCAAUCAUAUAAUCAAUAAAAGUGUAACUUAUUCGCGAAUUUGGUAAUAAUUUCAUCAGAACCAGUUAAAGUAUGGCAACAUUUGUCCACAUCCACUACAUUUAAUUGCAUUCUAGGAGGGGGCUGUCACCUCCGUGGACGAGUGGGCGCGCUGCAAUUCGUCGAUAGUGUUUUUAUUUGCUUAUUGUUUAGGUGAAGCGACAGAAUGCUUUAGAAACAUGCUACUUACUCCGAUGUCGUCGAAUCGUAAACAUGAAUAAACAGACAUUCUUUAAAUAGAUUCAGAGAUAUUUUUAACUGGUUUAUCAGUGUAUUUGAACAAAAUAUGGGAAAAUAAGGAUAUUUGUAUAUUUACCUGUGUAUAUUUUUAAGGCAAAAAACAACGUCGCUCUGAACAGUAGUAGAACAAGGUGAAUGAAACAAGUCAUUUUUAAGGUAGAACCGUUAUGUCAUAAAACAGCUAGAAGGAAAACACAUGAUAAGAAUGUUACAAAUAUGUGGUGAUAAAUUUCAUAUACUUUCAGUAGGAUUUAGUUACUGUGAAUCAAGAUUAAGAAACACCACACGAAUCGUGAAUCUCGAAAACGUGACUUGCUUCCUAAGCCAGUGUUGCCAACUUUCAUCAGCAAAUUUUCCCCUUCAAUUCACUACCUAUUGGGUGAAAAAAUAUGGAUGUUUAGAAAAGUUCCUAACUGCUUUUAGUUUUGUUUUAUUUUUCUAGUCGAUUAUUGCACUAAAUUGGCUAAUGGCGAAAAAGUCUGGCAACACUGGGCGUCUAGUGCAAGCAUACAAUAUACUUUUCAAAACCAACUAACGAUAAAACUCCGAUUCAGAGACUAACAAAAACGUGCCAUCCCACAUCAAGAUGUAGAGAGAACGACGAUGUCCCUUCCCUUUUCCUCACUCAGUGUACUUCCUUGCUAAUUUACUCAUGUACGCAACGACUAAUAUGUGGUAGUGCAACCGACCGAAAGAGGCCCCUCUAGUACUAAACAUAUACUCAAACAAACAAAAAAGACGCUUCCCCUAUUAUAAAGACACACUCAAACUCAAACUUAACUCACACCGAAUGAUUUCAACCAGAGAAACGAAAACGAACACGUCCUUCCUUAUUUAAGCGAAAGAAAAAUCGAAUAGAAUAUAACAAAUCUAUUAUGAAGAGUGCAACAACAAGGUGAACGAAAAGCCAAUUCCGACAUUGUUUUUAUCAUUUCUCGAGAAAAAAAAAAUUUACUUACGUAUACCUUACAUCUAGAGAGUAACCGAGAACUAACGAGAAAGAGAGACAUACCUAAAGCAAGCACUCUACCUAAAAGUGAUUGUCAGUGAACAAGUGAGAACACACUAAUGCGCUUCUUAUGUAAUUAUAUAUGUUGUGUUUUAUUAUUAUUUUCUAUUUUUUAGUUUAGAGCACAAAGCUGAAAGUUUAUUUUUUAAAAAUCACAUUUUAGUGCGGCGCCGCCACGAAACGCAAAAUCCUAGGAACUACAAAAUAGUUGUGUAUUGUACAUGUGAGUAACGAAAAAGGAAACAAAGAAGAAAACUUCACAUCAAAA